AUGAUAACUUCGAAUCUCCUACACGGAAAUUGGGCACAUUUAUUAUCCAAUAUGUUCACACAACUUCUGUAUGGAAUUCCACUCGAACGUAAAUAUGGUUCAAUACGUAUAGUUAUUAUAUACUGGCUUUGUACUUUGAGUGCUAGUCUAGCUUCUACGACGUUACAUACAAUGACACCCGGUAUUGGAGCUUCUGGUGCUCUAUAUGGCGUACUGUUAUUCUACAUUGUGGAACGUCUUAUGGCAAUGAAAACGAACACCGAUCAACGCCGUCGUCUUCAUAUAGUUUUACAAUUGGUUUCUAUAGCACACGCAGAUCAUUUUGGUGGUGGUCUGAUGGGUUUUCUUUUGGGUAUUGGUAUGUUUGGUUGUCCAUGGCCAUGGAAUAAUGAACACUGUAUUUCUCAACGAACGUGUCGACGAGUAGCAAUUGUUUUUGCUUCUCUCUACUUUCUCAUGACUGUAACGAUUUUUUUUGUAAGAGAUAUUCCACCGCCGAAAUAG
Adineta steineri is the source of this 504-nucleotide messenger RNA. Lineage: Eukaryota; Metazoa; Rotifera; Eurotatoria; Adinetida; Adinetidae. The record is from the annotation of a GenBank genome assembly.